CGAAAAACGAAUACUGAGUGAAAAAAAGAGUGAAGUGAAAUUUCCAUUUCCGUUCCCCAAAGAACUCAGAAUUCAAGAAAUUUCGAUUCAUCAUCAAAUCGUUUUUCACCUCAGAAUUUUCUCUCUAUCUUCUGUUAUUUAAAUUCAAAGGUGUUUAACAAUGGUGGAAUCUUCAAGGCUUCUACCUGGCAGCAGCAGUUUCAGAAUCAGACCCGAAUCAAGGGGUCUGCUCCAAUCGAUCCCUGCAAUUCUCUCAUCCCACCGUAUCCUACUCGCCGUAAUCUGGGCCGUCGGAUUCAUCCUCAUAAUCUCCUGGCAGAAGUUAGCCGUCGAUAGCUUCUGGGCCCCACCUCCCCGGCCGAUUCCCAGGCUCCGGCCGAUCGUUUUCAAUCUCACCGAUUUCGGAGGGGUGGGCGACGGCGUCACUCUGAAUACCAAGGCUUUCGAGACGGCGGUUUCCGAGAUCCGCCGCCGUGGUGGUGGGCAGCUCAACGUUGAGCCCGGCCGCUGGCUAACGGCGCCGUUUAACCUCACUAGCCACAUGACUUUGUUUCUGGCCCAAAACGCCGUCGUUCUCGGAGUUGAUGAUGAAAGGUACUGGCCACUGAUGCCUCCUUUACCUUCUUAUGGUUACGGAAGAGAACGAGCUGGACCGCGUUACGGAAGUUUGAUCCACGGCCAGAAUCUGAGAGAUGUUGUAAUAACAGGGCAUAACGGUACAAUCAACGGACAAGGUCAGACAUGGUGGACCAAGUAUCGAAAGAAUCAAUUGAACCACACUCGGGGCCCACUCGUGCAGCUAAUGUGGUCGAGAGAUAUUCAUAUAUCUGAUGUGACUCUUCGUGAUUCUCCGUUCUGGACUCUUCAUCCUUACGACUGUCAGAAUGUUACUAUCAGAAACGUCACGAUAUUGGCUCCACUCUCUGGUGCACCAAAUACCGACGGAAUUGAUCCCGACUCAUGUGAGAAUAUGUUGAUAGAGGAUUGUUACAUAAGUGUGGGUGACGAUGGAAUUGCAAUCAAAAGCGGAUGGGAUCAGUAUGGAAUCGCUUACGGGCGCCCUUCUUCCAACAUUCUCAUACAUAAUGUCAUUGUUCGCUCUAUGAUAAGUGCAGGAGUAUCGAUAGGCAGUGAAAUGUCAGGUGGAGUCUCGAAUAUAACAAUCGAAAAUCUCCUCGUUUGGAACUCGAAAAGGGGCAUUAGAAUCAAGACGAGCGCAGGUAGGGGCGGAUAUGUCCGAAAAAUAAAUUACCGAAAUCUGACACUGGAUAAUGUGAGGGUGGGUAUUGUGAUCAAGACUGAUUACAACGAGCAUGCAGACGAAGGUUUCGAUCCAAAAGCACUUCCGAUUAUCGAAGACAUAAGCUUUGACGGGGUCCGCGGAAACGGGGUUCGAAUUCCCGUUCGAAUCUACGGAAGCCCGGAAAUUCCGGUGAGGAAUGUCACUUUUCGAGACGUGUUGAUCGGAAUUACUUACAAGAAGAAAAGAAUAUUCCAGUGUUCUUUCGUACAGGGGCGUGUGAUUGGUAGGAUUUUUCCUGCCCCGUGCGAUGAUCUUGAUUUGUACGAUGAAGAAGGGAAUCUUGUGAGGCGGUCGAAGGUGACGUCUUUGAAUAAUGUUACGGAGGUGGAUUAUGAUUCGUGAGGGAUUGGAAGGUUCUAGAAGUUUCCGGAGAAGAUUGUUGAAUGGCAGAUUUGUUUGAGGUUUGGUUCAGUGUGGAAUGGGGAAGAAGAUGUUAGAACCUCCUCAAAAGCGUCGUGUUUCUGUCGUAAUAUCGGACGAGGUGGUACUAUGAGACUUUGACAGUGUUCAAGAAAGAAAGAGUUGAAAGUUAUGAACUUUGUCCAAAUUGGAAAGUAAACAAUUGAAGAUGUGUAGUUUCAGAAAUGCUUGCAGUUGAAAAGAAAAAUGUAUAGAUGUAUGUAUUUAUGUAUUUUUUUUUUGAGGAAAAAACGAGAUUUUAU
Messenger RNA from Erythranthe guttata (spotted monkey flower), 1965 nucleotides. Its product is annotated as putative polygalacturonase. Gene Ontology annotation, biological process: carbohydrate metabolic process. Gene Ontology annotation, molecular function: polygalacturonase activity. NCBI's taxonomy places the organism in Eukaryota, Viridiplantae, Streptophyta, Magnoliopsida, Lamiales, Phrymaceae. The record is from RefSeq and is a predicted model, not a curated record.